CAUGUUUUCCUCAGAAGUAGCUGAAACAGGAGCUGAAGUUUUGUCAGAGGUGAGGAAACUAACAACAGUACUGAGCAAGAAGAAGGCAGAAUCAAGGGUCUUGUCACAGAAGAAGUCUUAUGCCCUACAAAAAAUGAAGAAAGCAGCAGGUGAAGACUACAGGACCUCAAGACUGAACUUUGUCAUAAGUCUUCUUACUGCCAACUUAGUUGAAAUCCAAGAAUCCCAGGUGACGAAUGAUGACUUGAGAGAUGACCUCAUGAUGAUCUGUGCCACCUUUGCAGGAGAACUUGACAUGUGGUGUGAAAUGAAUAACUCAGUGACUUGAUGCAGUUGGGAAAUUACUACCCGUUGUUUGACAUAGAUGUCUUACUCAACAGCCAUUCAGAUGAUUCAGCCCAGCUUGCUGCAUUUAUCAUCAGUAAAGGGCUUAACUGUAUCAAGCAAAGAAGCUCCUUGUGGUUUGAAGCAAGAAAGACUGUGUAUGUUACAGGCAGUACACUCUUUGCUUCAACUGGUACAGAGAGCUUGAAGGCACAGCAGCAACAUUUUGAUGAGGCAGUGAGAGGCAAGGAUAAACCAGAAGUCAGUGAAGAAACUCAACGUGCCAUGGACUGGGGAGUUGAAAAUGAAAUCAAUGCUGUUGCCACUCUGUGCUCCAAGUUCUUACCAGCAUUUUUGCCCCACUGUGUAUUCUAUGAGGUGGGUAGUUUCAAGGUAGAUUUAGGAAGCACUACUUUGCUUGUGUCACCAGAUGGCAUGAUAUAUGACACUGAGGCUGGGACAAUUCUGGCUGUUGUCGAAAUCAAGUGCCCUUACUCUGGGAAAAUACAUGACACCAUACCAACAAGAUACUACCUUCAAGUGCAAGCUGAGAUGGCAGCAUUGGGGGUACAAACUUGCUUCUUUGUUUCCUACACAACUUCAAGCACCACUGUAUUUGAAGUGUCAGAAGAUCAGGAUGUGUGGAAUCUAGCAAGUGAGGAACUAAACAUGACAUAUGGAGAUAGUCCACAGCGACCAAGCCGUUCAUCUGAGUAUUCAAAGAAACUCAGAACCAAGAUUAAAGAAAACAAGACUUCACACAUCAAACUCAUCACUGAAGUGAAAUCGGUGAAAGCAUCACCAGGCUCACCAUCAGAUGACACGGUACUCACUAUUGAUGUUGACAAUAUGACCACUCACAUCCCACCCCACAGAAGUCUUGAACAGCAGUCUGACUAUGUAGUGACUGUGGCAGAUGUAAAGAAGCUUAGAGGUAUUCUUGACAAGGUACCAGCUCACUUGGAAAACCUAUAUGGACUAAGUAGAAGAAAGGCCUCUGAAGUUAUUGCCUUCCUGGCAUCAGACACUGAUCGACUCUGGGGAAAGGAUGCAGUCUGUGGUUCGGUGGUUAACUACUUCCUUAAAGGAUACUCCUUACCGGUCGAAGUCGUGAGAAAUAUCAUGGAGGAUACACUGAACAAGUGCAAAAGAGAAGGAAUGCAUGUUCCUGUCACUGUCUUUGAUGGACAAACCAUUCAAAUCCUUCAGCGAGGAGUGGAAGGCACACCCCAGACAAGAUUGCAGCUACAGAAGGAUGUCUGGGCAACUGCUGUUUCUAUGCAGAAAUCUGCCCUAGUGGAGACUAUAUCAGAAAUAGGCAAAGUGAAGAGUCUAGAAGAUAUGAGAUGUUAUUGGGUCCAAGAUGUUGCCAUUGACACAAGUGGACAGUGUAACAUGGAAAACCCCAGACUUGUUGCCAAGAAAGUUGAAGGUAGCACGUACCCUCAUACAUAUGUGCACUUGUUGAAAAGUACACAAAGCACACUUGUUUCAGUGGAAGAAACAGUUGACCAGCCAGUGAUGGACAGUUUGGAAGAUGACUUGUUAGUGGCUGUUCAGGACCAGAUAAAUGAUGGGAACCAUUCAGUGGAUCCUUUGAUUGUAGACAAUGUUAUCCAGGACAUAACAAACGUCUUUACUGCUGAAGAUAGAAAUCCAUGUCAAACUGACAUUGAAAUGGAGACUGACUGUAUACAAAGCCAACCAAACACACAAACUAUCCAGGACAGGAAUGAAGAAAGGGCUAGGUACACUUUAACCCCAGAAGAUAUAUGUAACCUGAAAGCAGCCCUUGCCAAUGUUGUACCCAGGUGGGCAACUGUAGAGGUGACAAGUGUGCAAAAUGCAUUCUGCAGUGCUGAAAAUCUAUGCAAACUGACAGUUGUAGAAUUGAAAGCAGCAAUAAAAUAUGUCAGAGAAAGGCUGGAAACCAGCAUACCACUGUCAGGCAACAAAGAACAGUUGGUCAGAAGACUGCAGGAAUAUGUCUCCAUUAAAGGUGUACCAAAGCUGCCAACAAGGUUGCGAUCGCCAAGUAGUCUUGCAAUUAUGUGCAAGAAAUUCCUGAAGGGCAAGGGAUACCCAAAAGCUGCUCUCAAUGCAUCUUAUGCUGACUUUGUAUUCCCUAGACGCCUUACUGAGUGGAAGGAGAAGUCUUUCGUAAAACACAACCUUGUCAUCCCAGGUCUUGGGCCCAUGGACUGGUUCUACAUUCCUGAGUACUCUAAAGCUAGAGACCAGCUUGAAGUCAGAAAGAUCGAUUAUACGCACACGUUGACUGCACACAGACGUGCAAUCUGCAAGAGGAACAUAGGGAUUGCAAAGAGAGAACAUUUCCUGAAAGUUGCAGAAAGUGGAAAGACAAACCUCAAAGUGAGCAUGAUAGAGGAUUCCCUGAAUAUGCAGAGUACAGACUUUGCACUUGUCACCUUCUCAGAAGCUGUACAAACAGAGAUGGAGAAGAUGGGGUUCCCUGACAGUGCUGCUGUGUGCAAGAUGGUUAGAGAGUGGUUUGAGGCGAACGAUGCCCCAGGGUUGGGUGCACUGGAGAGAUGCCGGCGGAAACUCAGGUACAAGGAAUACCUAAUGGGGCUGGCUAGUCUCAACACAUUUCCGCCACCAGGAAUGUUUGUGGCAGGCUACCCCAAAACACUCUGGGAAUCAACCAUAGCAGGUAUUGAUAGCGAUAUCUACCUGUACAGCCUCACCAGAAGAAGAACCUACAGCAGCAGAGCUGCAAGCAGCCAGCCGUGUGAAGGGCUAUUCUCCAGCUUGGCAGCAAUGCCAGGCUCCAGGAAUGGCUGCCCCACAGCGGCGCAGCUGGAGUCGGACAUGGCCAAGCUCACUGGGGAGGCUAUCGUUCGCCAAGACCCUGCCAGAGGAUUCUCCCUGAGACUAUCUAAGGCACCAGUGUACCCCCAGAUGGUCCUUGAGAAGGAUGUUGGCCCAUUGCCUGAACCUCAACCUCCCCCAACAUAUAUCAGGGCCAUAGCAGUGAAGGACCACCUGUUUGACAGUGAAAAGAGGAAGAGAAGGAAGCCCGCAGAGCCCAAGGGCAUCUCAGCGCUUCACUCUACUGCAAGGGGGGUUCAAGGUGUUAGACAAUAUCAUAAGGUCGAUGAAGGGAAGUUAAAUCCUUUGUCACGAAUGGGACUCUCUGCAUCAUUUGAAAUUAAUGUGUGAUUGUAUUUUUAUUGAUAAGUUGUCUAUUGAUCAUUGAUAGUCCUCCAUGAAUCACGUACAGGGUCCACUUGCUGUACUUUUCACAUAACAAGUGGAAAAUGUCUGUUUUAUUGGAAAGUUGUAUUUUUAUUGAUAAGUUGUCUAAUGAUGAUUGAUAUUCUUCCAUGAAUCACGUACAGGGUCCACUUGCUGUACUUUUCACAUAACAAGUGGAAAAUGUCUGUUUUAUUGGAAAGUUGUAUUUUUAUUGAUAAGUUGUCUAAUGAUGAUUGAUAUUCUUCCAUGAAUCACGUACAGGGUCCACUUGCUGUACUUUUCACAUAACAAGUGGAAAAUGUCUGUUUUAUUGGAAAGUUGUAUUUUUAUUGAUAAGUUGUCUAAUGAUGAUUGAUAUUCUUCCAUGAAUCACGUACAGGGUCCACUUGCUGUACUUUUCACAUAACAAGUGGAAAAUGUCAUUUUUUCUACUGUUGUAUUGUUACAUGUAUAUCAUUUUAGAUAUUUCUGUUGGAAAAGAUUAUUACACAGAUAUCCCCAGAUGCCUAAUGUGUCGGUUCAAACUGUUGUUAAACUGUUCAAACUGUUGUUAAUUUAACUUCCCUUCAUCGACCUGUUAAUUUUCGAAAAGUUGGAAAUAGUUAGAAAGUGCAAUUUUGAGGUAAUCAGUUGUCUCCUUAUCAUUUGAUUCCUCUUCAGCAUAGUCUGAAUUUCAAAUUGUUCCAUUUUGCAGAUAAUACACCAAAUGUAUAAUGCUAACAAAGAUCUUUUGAUGCAAUAGUGUUUAAUAGAUGAACACACCAACUGAAGUGUACACAGAAAUGUAAGUUGUAUGUCUAGUCUAAGUUAAUACACAAGUGCAGUUGAGCUCAGUCUCUGCUACAGUCUACAUCUAUUCCCGCAAUAGAUGACCAAUUUCAGGUAACACAAAAUUGUAUCAGAUAAAGUCUAUGAAACAUGUUUCUUGUGUCUUAAAUUUAUCUGAUUUGUGAAUUUAUUUUGUGCAACUGUUACUGUAAAAGGAAGCCAUUAACCAAUCCUCAAAGGAUGAUGUUGCAGCUCAUCAUAUUUUCCUCCUAAUAAAUGAUUGAUCAAUGGAUGCGCUUGAUUUCUAAUUUGGAUCAGUUCUUUCUUUUCAUAGCCUUCUCCAUGCACAUGCAGACAUGAUGGGACUACCCCUUCUCCCUGUGCAUACAUGUACAAUCAAUGUAUAAUUUUGAUUUAGAACCCAUUGAAAUCUUUCUAUAUUCAUCAUAGACAUUUGAAUGGCAAGCAUGCAGUCAAAACUAGGAUAAAUAUAUACUUUUCCACAACGUAGAAUAGAUAUUCAGGUUCUGAACUGAGUUUAGAGUAUCAUAUCAAAUAAAAUAUUCAUUUUCCAAUUGAAAGCAGUCAUAACCAAGACAUACAUUGUAACAACAUACAUAUAUAUAUAUAUAUAUCAAUUGAACAUUCUUAAAAUGAAAUGAGGUAAAAGUUGCAUGACAAAUAGAGCUAUCCAUUUUCCAAAUGCAAUCAGUCAAAACCAGGACAUAUUUGUCCACAUUACUGUUAACUGAUGUAUGGGCAACUUUAACUUUAACUUAACUGUUUACAGAAAUAUUUACGUUCAAAAAUGA
This is a messenger RNA of Branchiostoma floridae (Florida lancelet), 5123 nucleotides long. RefSeq lists its product as uncharacterized. NCBI's taxonomy places the organism in Eukaryota, Metazoa, Chordata, Leptocardii, Amphioxiformes, Branchiostomatidae. The record is from RefSeq and is a predicted model, not a curated record. The transcript has 5 exons. Bases 328 to 3507 code for a protein of 1059 amino acids.